GUAACAUCGUAAACCAGGACCACCUGACGGUCAGAUCCCGGGCCGAAUGGAAGCAGCGGAGAAAACUCUCACGUACCAGGAUGACACCGGACUUCACGGGAAGCUGCUCAAGAAGGCCGAUCCGCGAGGCGGGAGCCCCGCCGAGGACACCACCAGCGCCGAGUCCAACUAUGUGGAUCUGGACAUGAGGGCUGGCGGCCCGACCACAGUGAAAGUCACUUUCACCGGCGAGGGGAACCAGCUGUCCGUCAUCAAGUGCUCGAAGUCCGAGGAGAGGAAAGACGAGACCAUCGAGGAGGAGGAGGAGAACACUGGGACGCAGGAAACUGCCCCCAAACUCCCCAACGCCGAUCCGGACUCCGGGAACGAGGAUCUGCAGUACACCGACGUCUAUCUGAACAGCAAGACGGAUCUGGACGACGCGCUGUCCGAGCGCUGCGGCUCCGACGCCGUGGAGGAUGAAUCCCACUAUAUCACGACGCACGAGAUCCAGCUGACCGAGCUCGACCACGACGUGGACUACGACCUGGGCAGAGGAACCUGCUGGGAGUUCGAAGACGACAACCUGGUGUAUUCAUUCGUGGAUUACGCUUCUUUCGAAAGCGACGAAACACGGGAGGGAACUGUGGUUCUGGAGGGACGGAGCCAGGCCAAAGUGCUGUCCACUCUGACCGGAGCGGUCAGCACCGAGCAGGAGGACAGUGAUCUGUGCGACUCGGACAAGUGCGCCAGCUCUGAUGAAAGUGUGUGCAGGAGCCUCAGGGAAGACGCGGGGAAGAUCCACCUGUCCAUACAAACCUCCUCCAGGGGGAACGAGCCCGCUGGAGGCUCGGGGUACGCCGCGCACUUUGGAGACAGGAGACAUUUCUCUUUGGUGAGCUCUGGCGCCAGAGCAGGGCCCCUGUGCGAUAGGGGCCAAUAUUUCAUCCCCGCUCCGGGCCGUCAGCACCUUGCAACGAAGCUGAGACGGAACGAUAUUAAUGACUAUUCCAGCGGAGCGUCCAGCUCCAUCAGUGAACUGGACGACGCUGAUAAAGAGGUGCGUAACUUGACAGCAAAGUCUUUCCGAAGCCUGGCGUGUCCAUACUUUGAUGCCAUUAAUUUUAGCACGUCGAGCGAGUCCUCCUUGUCGGAAUAUGGGCUGAAUAAAUGGUCGGCUUUUGUGGAUUGGAAUUAUGGAAACAUGCGCGCCAAAGAGCGCAGCGUCAUUGCGCACAAGAGCACUACUCUAGAAAUGAACAGAACUGUGGAUAAUAGGAGACAUAGUGAUUCUAGGGGUGGAAUGAAAGCAUCACCCAACAAAAGGACAGAUUCCAGGCAGUCUGCGUCCUCUACUCAGAAGAUCCAUCUGACGGAUCCUCAGCAGGUGCAGCGCGGAGUCACGUUAAAUUUCCGCUGUAAUGUUGAAUCUCCAAACGCGCGCAGAGGCUCCAAAUGCUCCGUGAAGGCGCACUCCGGCUGCGCGCUGCAAUGUCGGCGCACGGACGGCUCGGGGGACACGCACAAAAGGGCGAUUUUUGCGUCGAGUUUGUUGAAAAACGUGAUUUCUAAAAAGAUGCAGUUUGAGCAGGAGCGCAAAAUGGAGAGGGGGGAAAUCUGUGACACUCACCCGGCAGUCUCCCCCUGUUUGCACAUGAAAGAUCCAGAUCAGCUGAGGGACAAGUGCAGAGGCGUACAAAGGCAGAUUUCAGACACAGGCUCAGCUUUCACUGUCAAUUCUCUUGAGGAGGGGGGCAGACUCAGCUCGUUUGAGUCAGCAGAGGAGACCGCAGAUAACAAACCUUCAGAGAGGGGAGAAGAUGAUGCUAAAGCAGCUGCACUCCACAGCCAAAGUAGUUUGUUUAAUGAAUCAAAGGAAGAUGAUCCUCCACAGGUGUCUUCUGUAAGUGAUGCAGCAGCAAAGGAAAGGUUGGACUCCAACAGCAUGCUGACCAAACUGCUUUUUGUGCCCAGCUACCAACUCCUAUCAAAGGACAGGGGCCUCAGCGGGGAUCUGACGCAGCACUCCUGUGAUAAGGGGGCAGUAAAUGAGCUCAAAAAGGGAAAUGAUGGAGACUUUGACAAGGAGGGAAACACACCAGAAAUAAAAAUAUGUCUCCGAAGCACAAAAGAAGACAAAGGCGGCACACUGAACAUUGCACAUCUAUUGACCCCCAAAAUUAGUGGCAAUAUUAACACCUUCAGGGCUGGAGAGGAUAAUAAAUCCCACGUUCUAGGAGAUAAAGUUCCUAACUUCACUGUCAGAGACAUAAGAGACACCAAAUGCAAGUUUCAGACACCGAUCUAUCAUGUUAGGGAUGUGCGGAAAUUGGUUAAAAGCUCAUAUCGCUUUAUAUCGUUGGAUAAAAGUGACAAUAAAUGUGAAAAACUGGAGCCGAAGGUCAAAACGGAGCCAGCUAAAAACUCUUUACCCUCCCCAAUGGUGAUUAAAUGCAACUCUGUGAAAACGAACGUUCAGUCAGAGACGAGUGAGGUGUCACACAAACAAGAAGCAGACGCGCCACAUGAAAAAAAUGAAAAAAACUCCUUGCCUUGCAGUGCUGGAAGACUGCCCACGGCUCCAAACAAGCUGGAUCCAUUUGAGGCUAACCCCGAGGCCAAAUCGGCCAAACAAAGGCAGGACAAGUUUCUUUGUGAGGUGGCGGAGAAGAGAAGUGAGGCUCCGGUAAAGCAGGAUGCACUGGAGAAGCUAAAAGCUGCAGUCAAAACGAUGGAGCAGCUCUACGUUUUUGAUCGAAACGAAUGGAAGCGUAAAACUCAAGCCCCGCACCCGGUAACCGGUAGCCACGUUCUGUCCGUUAUUGCCAGUGAGGAGCCCGAGAAUGCCGACAGAACUCCUCAGCCUUUAAUCAAUGCAACAGAAACAGGGAAGAGAGCCUCAAACAUCAUACACGUUCCAUACAACAACGACACGUUUAAAACGGUCCCCCAGGAAAACAAAACUUUCACAAACAAAAGCGUCCUUCAUUUUGGGAACAGAACCUAUGUCGGAGUCAGCUCGGAAAGUGUCCCCGAUCCACAGAGUUCUCCUCUGCAAACAUCACCUGCUAUUAAAAACUCCAAGACACCAGCGGCUCCACUGUCGGUGAAAAUAGAGCCGACGAAACACGGCCAGGUGGAGCAGGGACAGUCCAAAAUCAGCCCCAGUAAUCCCACUGUCACACAAGGCUGCUCGGACUCCGAGAACUAUUUAACCAUUCCCGGUCUGGGGCGUGCAAAUGAAACCAAACUGCUAAAUCGAGAGUCUGGGUCUUUAGGCCUCGGGAGUGCUGAUGCGGAUGAUUUAAAGGGAUCUGAGAAGAAGAAGUCUCCUUUGUUCUUGGAGCAUCCAGCUGCAUCCAUCUACCAUCGCUCAACAGCAGUGACAAGCCCGCAGAAACAGCACCAGGUGUUGUGUUUCUCCUCUUCUGCCCUGAAUGUGUCCCCCACCCCGUCUGCUGGGGACGCGGCCCCACAGACCCAGAGAAAGAUGCUUUUAGAUCCCACAACUGGACAUUAUUACCUGGUGGACACCCCCUUACAGGCCACCACAAAGAAAUUAUUUGACCCCGACACAGGCCAGUAUGUGGAGGUGCCUAUGCCUCACUCACCUGUUGCUCCCGUCACACCUGUGCAUCUCUCCUUGUCUCCCAUAGCCCUCAGCCCCCCAGCGUACACCCCCACUUACAUGAUCUAUCCGGGCUUCAUCCCCUCUCCCACCUUAGCAGCUCAGGCGGUGAUGUCACAGUCGCCGUGCCACUCAGAGGACGCGGCGGGAGAACAUGUUAAAAACUCCAAAGAUGUGGAAACCGCAUAUUACAGUGCAACGAGAGAAGCUCAGCAGGGACCGGUACACUUACCCGUGAGCCUGGGACACGUAAUCACCAGAGGAGGGGCAGCGAGGUCGGACAGAACGCCACUGAUCAGCAUCACAACACAACAAGGUCCAAGGAUUGUCGCUCCUCCUUCCUUUGAUGGGAAGACAAUGAGCUUUGUAGUGGAGCAUCGGUGACCAACAGACUUUCUCUGCAUACAUAUAUAUCUGCCGACGAAUCUGCCCUCACUCGCUGUAAGUGUAGUUCACCCCUCCAUUGUGAUCAACUCCCAGGACUGCUUCCACUCUCUUUCUCUGUUUUUUUUUUUUUUUUUUUUAAUCAUUGUUUUUUGUGUGUGCAAUGCAAUACUUUGAAAUAGCAACAC
Oryzias melastigma (Indian medaka) is the source of this 4179-nucleotide messenger RNA. RefSeq lists its product as uncharacterized. The transcript has 2 exons. NCBI's taxonomy places the organism in Eukaryota, Metazoa, Chordata, Actinopteri, Beloniformes, Adrianichthyidae. The record is from RefSeq and is a predicted model, not a curated record. Bases 47 to 3991 code for a protein of 1314 amino acids.